Molecule: messenger RNA, 810 nt
Organism: Theileria orientalis strain Shintoku
Lineage: Eukaryota; Apicomplexa; Aconoidasida; Piroplasmida; Theileriidae
Exons: 7
Coding region: 1-810 (269 amino acids)
Biological process (GO): transcription-coupled nucleotide-excision repair; protein polyubiquitination; proteasome-mediated ubiquitin-dependent protein catabolic process
Cellular component (GO): Cul4A-RING E3 ubiquitin ligase complex; nucleotide-excision repair complex
Molecular function (GO): protein binding
Source: RefSeq, a predicted model, not a curated record
AUGUUGGAUGGACUUUUAGCCAAAGAAAAGAAUAAGAAGCUAUUAGAAAAACGCUCUUUUGAGAACCUGGUGAUUUGUAAUUCUCUGGCCUUAUCGAAUCUUCCCAUAAAGGGCGAGUGUAUAUUGGAUUUAUCAAAGGAUGGUGAAUAUGUUCUUGCUUCGAACAAAUCAACUAUUUGCCUCGCUCACACACUAUCGCACCUGUACAAUCCACUUCUCCGUCAUAAACACGACCCAAAAAGUUGCUGCUGUGACUCUUAUUUGAUCAAGUACACGCCCCCGAGGUCCAACGUUGUGAAGAAAACCUUGAAAUAUAAGACCAGGUGCACGUCCUCGCUCUGGUACUCCAAUGACAACUCCAUAUUUUUGACUGGUGGAGACAGCUCUAUAGACGUUUGGGACAGCUCCAUACCAGAAGUUGCGUACUCGUUUUCAAACCUGCCGAGUUUAGUCAAGUAUUUGGCCGUCGCAAACUCAAGUUCCGUAAGUCCUACCAUAGCGGGUGGCCUUUCGUGCGGAACCAUAUCCCUGUGUGACACGCGAUACGGAAGCUCGACUAAUUUCUGCAAGCCUGGGUUUUCAGCCUCAGUCUCCGUGAUGAAGUUCUUAAAGCACAAUGACAAUCAACUUAUCGCCGGGUAUGAAAACUCUUCAGUUUUAGUGUGGGACUUGAGACGGUUCAACACGCCCCUGUGCUCAAUUUCAAACAUAGUUCCUGCAAAGACAAAUUCUAUCAUUUGGGGGUGCUCUUUCAACUCAGAGUCAUUGUUAUCACUAACUUGUAGGACCUCUGGCCUCAAAUCUGAUUAG